AUGAACGAGGAAGAUGACUUUGAAAAUGGCAACAGCUCCGCCGAGGAGGAGGAUGAGCAGGAGCAGGAGCAGGAGCAGGAGCAGGAGGAGGGCGACGCCAUGGAUGUAGACGAGGAGGAGGAAGGCGACGAGGCAGACGAGGGAGACAAUGACGAUGAAGACGGCGACGGCGACGGUGACGGCGAUAACGACGACGAAGACCAGGAUCAGGACGAGCCAGACAGCCCUUCGCAACGACGUCGCGGCAGUCUCCCCAACGGCGGCACACCAGGCCCCUCAGGCGCGAACCCAGCCGUGACGCUCACAUCGCCGAGUCCACGCGCCGCCGCUGCAGCAGGCAUACUGGGCAACCUGCCCUUCCGACCGAGCGUGCGACAAGAGGCUCUGAAUGCGCCCGUCUACGACAUCAUCCCCUCGAUAGCAGCACCGCACAGCACCUCGAUCAAUGCCAUUACUGCGACGCCCGACAUGCGCUGGGUCUUCACGGGAGGCGCCGACGGCUACAUACGCAAGUUCAAUUGGGUGGACACGGCCAACGGCAAGCUCGCCCUCACAGUCGCCCAAAGACACCCUUUCGUCGACUCGGUCACCAAGGCGGGCGUGCUUCUCUCGUACUGGGAGAACGAGGAUUCGUCACUUGCCUCAGACAACCUGUCGCCCGUGUACUCGCUCGCAGUCCACCACCAGUCGCUGUGGCUGCUGUCGGGCGUCCAGUCGGGCGGCAUCAAUCUGCAAUCCGUACGGCAUGAGGAGGGCAAGCGGAUACACACGCUCAAGGGCCACACUUCGGCCGUCUCGGUCCUGACAUUGGCACAAGACGAACAGUCGGUGCUGAGUGGGAGCUGGGACAAGACAAUCAACGACUGGGACCUCAACACCGGCCAGGUCAAGAGGAAAUUCGAGACGAGCGGCGGACAGAUCUCUGCCAUCGAGCAACGACCCCUGUCGACGCUGCCCAUUCCUCAGGACACCGAGACGUUGCCCAAUGCCAACGGCACCUUUACAUCCAACAACGCUGUGCGACCGAGAGCCAACGGAAGCCUUGCCAAUGGCACAGAUUCGGCACGCGCUGGCCCAGUCAAGGACGAGGGCAACGAAGAUGCUCAAGGCUCACCGGACGACUCGCUCUUCGGGGAUAAAGACUCUCUCUUCGGAGACGGCCAGGAGAACAACCCGUCUUCCGCCCUUCCUGCAUUCGGCGACGAUGACGACGAGUUCUCACGAGCUAUCGCGAGCGGCAUACAACAGGCGGAUGAGGAUGGCCAGGGCGAUAUGGACAUGAUGGACAUGGGCGGGCCUGUGCAAGCGCCGCAAGACCUGGCAGAAGAGACCCUAAAGGAGCCCCCAGCGCCUGCGCAGGGAGAUGCUGCAGCGAACGGCACAACCGACUCACAGUCCACGGCUACUGCAAACGGUUUACCGCAUGCAGAAGAUGUAGAGAAGCCGAGAAACACGUCUAUCGGACAAGCAGAGCAACCUAUUUCAUCAGAGACGACCUUCUUUGACGCCUCGAUGGACGGUACACUGCGCAUCUGGGACCGACGGCAAUCAAACCCGAUCGCCCGAAUAUCACCGCCACGGAAUACACCGCCGUGGUGCAUGAACGCAUGCUGGUCUCCAGACGGCAAUUUCAUAUACGCAGGUCGGCGAAACGGUUCAGUCGACGAGUACAGUUUACACAAAGGCUUGAGGGAACCUAGGCGGACCUUGAGGUUCCCCAACGUGAGUGGGCCCGUCAGCGCCGUCCGAGCAAUGCCAAAUGGCAAGCAUCUGAUCUGCGCAUCUUACGACAUCUUGCGUCUCUACGAUCUCAGCCAACAGGAGAAGGAGGAAGCCGGUGCAAAGGGUGCAGCAGUACCCUUCUUGAUUGUGCCGGGCCAUAGAACAGGUGUUAUUUCGCAACUCUACCUGGAUCCGACAUGCAGCUUCAUGAUCUCGACGGGCGGGAAUAGAGGUUGGGAGGGAGCUACGACCGAAGUAAUGCUUGGAUAUGAGAUUGGCAUUGGGCAAUGA
Molecule: messenger RNA, 2013 nt
Organism: Parastagonospora nodorum SN15
Lineage: Eukaryota; Fungi; Ascomycota; Dothideomycetes; Pleosporales; Phaeosphaeriaceae
Exons: 3
Coding region: 1-2013 (670 amino acids)
Biological process (GO): chromatin organization; regulation of transcription by RNA polymerase II
Cellular component (GO): SAGA complex
Molecular function (GO): TBP-class protein binding; transcription coregulator activity
Source: RefSeq, a predicted model, not a curated record